This is a messenger RNA of Sorghum bicolor (sorghum), 1438 nucleotides long. RefSeq names its product DNA-directed RNA polymerases IV and V subunit 4-like. Gene Ontology annotation, cellular component: RNA polymerase complex. Gene Ontology annotation, biological process: DNA-templated transcription initiation. The record is from RefSeq and is a predicted model, not a curated record. Gene Ontology annotation, molecular function: nucleotide binding. Lineage: Eukaryota; Viridiplantae; Streptophyta; Magnoliopsida; Poales; Poaceae. The transcript has 9 exons. Bases 368 to 1105 code for a protein of 245 amino acids.
UUGGUUUGCCCUCGAACCCACGCACCGCCGGCUCCAGCGCCGACGCUCCAUCUCCCCCCACUGGCGCUCAGGCUCGGUCCCUCAGCGCAGAUCUUCUGCUCCUUCCCCCACUCGCGCUCAGGCUCGGUCCCAGGGAUCGGAUCUUCCGCGCGUCGGCGGCUCCCCCUCGGCGGCGUCCAGCGACGGAGGGGCAGUCCCAGGCUCAGCGGCGGCGUCGGUGGCUCCCCCUCCCGCCUCUCGCCAGUCGCCUCGCACCCUCGCCUCCGUCCUCCGCGCACCAGCCGGCGACCCUGCUAUGAAUGAUGUAGCCUUUGAUAAGCAGGACUUACGUGCAUCUUCGUGGCAGGAGUCUUGACAAGUUCUCCCAAUGGAUCGAGUACCGAAUGGAAGGCCUAAGGUUUCCAACAGACCUGUAGUUGUGCUUUCAGAUUCUGAUUCUGACUCUGAAGGUUUUGUAGAAGCGCUGACUCCUGUUCACUCGAAGUCAAACGGGAAGGCUUCGUCGGCGAGCCUAAAAACUGGUGGGAAGGCUUCAGCCUUUUCUAAAGGAGAGGCAAGCAAUGGAAAAGCAUACAGUAGUGGCAAAGGUGGAAAGGGUUCUUCGUCACAUGCGGUGCCUACCAAGUCUGAUGCGGAACUAAAGCUAGAGCUUGAUAUCCCUCCAAAUUCUAGAAUUCUUAUGAAUUGUGAAGCAGCUGAACUAUUGCAAGAAAUUCACGAGCACAUGGCUAUACUAUCAGAGGACCCCAAGAUCAAAAUUCCUGAGUCAUUUGACAAAGCCUUUCAGUAUGCAAAAGAUGGAAAUCAUUUCACCACUGCAAGCUCUGUGAAACAAGCCCUUGAACCUCUUAAAAAAUGUGGGGUUAGUGAUGGCGAGGUUUGUUACUCAUUUUUUUCUCUCUUUCCUUUCUGUGUAGAACUAACCUCAUCUCACUCUACGAUUGUGGUGUGUGUACAACAGAUAUGCAUGAUAGCAAACGUUGGGCCUGAGACUGUUGAAGAGGUUUAUGCACUAGUGCCAUCUCUCAAGGCUAAUAGGUCAGCUACCGAAGGUUCAGUCACUGAGGUUCUUGCUGUCCUUGCAAACAUAAAAGCUGCUAAGUGAAUCUCCAAUGGAACUAGACCGAUAAUAAAUCGGAAGCAGCCGUCUUGUGUGAUCAAGGAGCGCGGAAUCUGCAAAGUGGUCCUUUGGUCUUUUGGAUGUACUGCAUAAACAUGUUGUGUAUAUAAAAAAAACGUAGUAUGUGCUGCAUGAACUCAUCUAGGAUGUCUAGCUGCUGAAGUGCAGAUUCAGCUGAGUGGUUGAACUAGUCUACUCGAACUGAUAAGUACUGUCUGCAGUCUGCACUUGUGGCUACUGCUUGAACAAUGAAGCUGAUGACUCGUUGCCAUCUGUUGAAUUGUGCCUCGCAACUUAUCUGUUGUACUUGCGGGUUUG